Suillus fuscotomentosus is the source of this 2034-nucleotide messenger RNA. RefSeq lists its product as uncharacterized. NCBI's taxonomy places the organism in Eukaryota, Fungi, Basidiomycota, Agaricomycetes, Boletales, Suillaceae. The record is from RefSeq and is a predicted model, not a curated record. The transcript has 7 exons. Bases 1 to 2034 code for a protein of 677 amino acids.
AUGUUCAUUACCAUACACCCUCACUUUUAUACCGUCUUCCAGCCACGCUUCCUUGAGAUCCGCGAGGAACAUCCCUUAUGGGCUCUGAAUCAGGUCAUGAAAGUUCGUAUGAGCAUUGAUCAGACAUCUAAUGCAUCUCGUAUCUUGACGACUCAACGUGAUGGGUUCCGCAAGAAUCUGAGGGCCACACGAAUCAUCAAGGAUAUAUCAAGUGCGGACGGAGUAUUUGGCUGGCUAGGAAGGGCAUUCCGACUACUGCUGCAUAAGAUGCCACCUGAAGAGACAUACCUUGCUCGCACUUUCUUCGAGGCACAGAUCAUAGACCUGCGAUUUUGCUCUGGUACAUCAGGAGGACCAAUGCACUGGCAAAUACCACGUCAACCGCACCCAAAGUGUCAUUUUCAGCUUGAUCUUGAUGUCAAACUCUCAGCUCAGUACAAGGGCGAUCUAGCUGCUUGGUUUCGUGAUCUCAUUCGCGUGAACAAGGAGGCCACUUCUAAGACUUAUUGCUGGCGAACUUUGAAUGCACAGGUUUUAUGUGACGGCUCCCCCAAUUUCAUCACUUUGUAUCUUGGAAUUCCUGUGAUGUUGAUAGUCGAGUUCGGUGAUGUCCUCCAUCGCGAUAACAAAUGGAACAUUCCCAAGCACAUAAGGCCCCUCACAAAAGAAGCCGAAGAACAGCAUUCCCUCGUUUACGAUGUGGUUGGCCUUGCCUUUUGUGACCCUACACCAAAGCUGGCACACUUUAUUACUCGCUACUCACUGGAUGGGAAGAGGGUCUACCAUUACGACGACCUUUCUCGUGGAGGAUAUGUACAAUUGUUGAAGAAUGCGACUGUCAAGAGCCAUCUUGUGGGCAAUUUGCACGACAUCCCGGCACCAGGAGGCUUCAAUGUUCAUGGUGUUGUGUAUAGGCUACGUGGUGGCUCUGAUGCGCAGAACUUCUUUGCUGAACAUCAAAUAGCAGCCGCAGAACUGGCUGCUGUUGAUCCAGACAAUCUUAUUUGGCUCAAAAACCCUGCAACUACACAGAAUAUAGAAUACGAGCAGGUGGUAACACUGAACACAGGCAGUAAUUCCAAGAACAAAGCACCACCCCAACACCAAUGUUCUCGCACAAAAACGAAAAAACUUCGGAUCUUGUUGCCGGUAUUGGAAACUGAAGAUCGGCCAUCCAUAAACGAGGGUGAAAAGCCGUCUGACCAGGCCAGCGUACCCGAGCCAAUCGAGGAUCCAUUGGUCCUUCAGGCAUCUGGCAACGAAGAGGAAUCACUGUCCACAUCCAAGAUAAAGAAACCAUUAGAGCUGGACGACGAAGAGAGUGAAGCAUCUGACUAUACAUUUGAUUGUAGGUGUGGGGCUCUUGGCAACGGCCAUGAAGUUGCAGGUGGUCAAAAGACAAUCCGAUGUGAUCUGUGUGAAAAUUGGUCACACAUUGCUUGUCAGAGAGGUGGCCGAGCCAGCAAUCUUCAUCCAAAGGCAGCAUUUUAUUGCGAUGGAUGCUCAACACAGGAGUCAAAAGCACCACCAACCCGCAAGAGCAGCAGGAAAGCCACAACAAAGAAGAAAACGACUCCACUUUACACACGUCUGAUUGCUGGCAAAGGAGCUCUGGCUCGUCUCGGGAAGUAUUGGUAUCCUGUGCGGCUGAUUCAGUCCUAUGACACUGUUAGUCUCCCUGCUAGUGCACGCAACCGAGUACGCUGGCGGGUGGUCUGGUGGCGCGGUUGCAGAUUCCCAUCAAGUUUGGGAUCACCUCCUGGUGAUGUUGAGCAAGGAGAUCUCGUGGAUGAACUUUGGCAGGACCAAGCUAAGAGGCGUGAGAUUCGCCUCGGAGAAUGGAUCCACUCUUGGGAUACUCCUCGCGAAGAAGACUUGAUUCAAAACUUUAUGUCAGCGGAAGUAUCAAAAGAACUGGACGACAUUCUACUACCACAUAUUGCUUCGCUUCAGAAGCUCCUUGACAGUCCAGACUUGAACCAAUAUGGUGCGGAGGCAUACCCCGUGAUAGACUACAUUGUUGAAAGAUUAUAG